Molecule: messenger RNA, 504 nt
Organism: Pyrenophora tritici-repentis Pt-1C-BFP
Lineage: Eukaryota; Fungi; Ascomycota; Dothideomycetes; Pleosporales; Pleosporaceae
Product: mitochondrial hypoxia responsive domain containing protein
Biological process (GO): mitochondrial respirasome assembly
Cellular component (GO): mitochondrion
Source: RefSeq, a predicted model, not a curated record
AUGUCUUUCGGUGGUCCAAACAGCACACCUCUCCCUUCCUCUUUUGACGAAAAUGCCGACUUCUACAACGAAAACACCAUUGACAAAAUAUGGCGACGAUUCCGGGAAGAGCCCCUCGUACCCCUCGGCUGCGGCCUCACCGUCUGGGCCAUUGUCGGCGCAACCCGCUCCAUGCGCAAAGGCGAUCAUAAAAUGACGAACUUGUACUUCCGUCGCCGUCUCUACGCACAAGGCUUUACCAUCGCCGUAUUAGUCGCUGGAAACAUGUACUGGCAGAAAGACCGCUUGAAGCGCAAAGAGUACGAGAAGAAGGUUGCGGAGAAGGACCGCAUGGACAAGAGGGACAGAUGGCUGAGGGAGUUGGAGAUGCGAGAUGAGGAGGACAAAGCGUGGAAGGAGAGGAUGGCGAAGAAGGCGAGGGGUGCAGCGGAUGAGGCAGUGGGCGUUACGCAGAUGGUCAAGGAGAAAACCAAGGAGCUCAAGGAUCAAACUGUGGGGAAGUGA